Molecule: messenger RNA, 919 nt
Organism: Amphimedon queenslandica
Lineage: Eukaryota; Metazoa; Porifera; Demospongiae; Haplosclerida; Niphatidae
Exons: 5
Source: RefSeq, a predicted model, not a curated record
UAUUAAUUAGAGUGAGUGGGAGUGGAUACCAGUACAGGAGAUGGUACUGACUGCUCUUAGAAAGGUCACCUUUCAUUGUGAGGCUAAUCAAGCUGCUUUUAUUACAAUGGGCGGAUCCUCUCUGGUAGUUAAGUUAUGUAAAUACGACCAGAACAAAUAUCCACCAGAGACUACUGAAAGGCUAAGAGAGCUGGUGGUUGAUAAACUACUAAUAGCAGCUGUCCUUCCUGUCAAUAAAGACGAGAAGAAAAUAACCUCCUCCAUUUUUCCAGUCCUCUCUCACUUUGAAGCUAUAGACUAUCCGCUGUACUACGUUGAUAUAGCCAAUGAAGACAAGACCUGGGUUACUGAUAUACUAGUGAAGGAAGGUCUGGGUGUUGCUGCUAGUCCUAAUCGGAGUUUUUUAGACUCUGAGAAUCUUUCCUGGAUCGUGGCUAGAGGGACUCACGUGUCUGGUUCUAAUAGUCUUUGGUUGAAUUUCUCUGUCGACAAGAAACCUGAUAAUGUGAAGGAAAUGGUCGACUCGUUACUUAAACUGCCACACCCUUCCUCCAUGGAGUCUCCGCCCAUUCCCCUCCCCCUCUCAUUCGGAGUGUAUGCAGUGUGGAGUGAGGGGGUCUGGUACAGAGGGUGGCUACUGAACGAUGACUCAAAAGAGAAGAGAAGUGACCACACCUUUUUAUGUCUUGAUUAUGGUUUUGAAGUCUCAGUACCUUUGAACCAUGUGAUGGUCCUUCCUGAUUCUUGUCGUGGGAUUGCUCCACAGGCUGCUCCCUGUAUUCUACUGGGAAUGGACUCUCCUCCAAAGAGUUACACAAUAUUGAGACAUACAGCAGCUAUACUGGGUAACAUUGCUUUUGAGAAGGAACUGUACAGAAGAGAGAUUAAAGUAACUGGAGGAGUCACUUUACUGCUGGAG